Messenger RNA from Penicillium paradoxum, 936 nucleotides. RefSeq names its product cut8/STS1 family protein. Gene Ontology annotation, cellular component: nucleus. The transcript has 2 exons. The record is from RefSeq and is a predicted model, not a curated record. The coding region runs from base 1 to 936 and encodes 311 amino acids. NCBI's taxonomy places the organism in Eukaryota, Fungi, Ascomycota, Eurotiomycetes, Eurotiales, Aspergillaceae. Gene Ontology annotation, biological process: nuclear protein quality control by the ubiquitin-proteasome system; proteasome localization.
AUGAACAGCCUGGUGGCCACACCUCCUGUUCCUCCUCACUUCUACGAGAACCCCCGAUUCUCUCCCUCCCGUAUGAUGUCUACACCCUCCUCGUCGUAUUCCAACCGUAAACGGAAAGCGGACGACGACAAUGAUCAUGAUGGACGCAUGUCGGCUUCGCCCACAAACUCUCCAGCUUUUACUCCUCGCCAGCUCCCUCAUAAUUACCGCAAUAUCAAACGUUCCCGACCGAAUGUUUCAGGCCGACCUCUGUCCCUCCCUCGUCUGUUAGAGACCCUGGACACCGAUGCCUUGCGGACCGUGGUACGGACCAUGUGCGAGCGUCACCCUCAACUUGCCGACGAGAUUGUGCACACAUCCCCUCGCCCGAACGUCUCUUCGACUCUCCAGGUUCUUCGAAACUACCAAGCUACCCUCCAGUCAUCCUUCCCGUUGGGUGGCAACACCGAGUCGGACUAUGCCUACAACCGAGUCCGGCAGCCGCUCACCAACCUCCUUGACGCCUUGAGUGACUUCACCCCCAAUUUCCUUCCCCCGAACGAAACCCAGGCAUCCACAUCUAUGAGUUAUCUGGAUGGGGCAACCGACAUCAUCCACGCCUUGCCACGCUGGAGUACGCCACAGAACAACAUCGAAAGAGACUCAGCCUACGACGAAAUCUGCAAGGCAUGGAUCCUGGUGAUCCGGGAAGCGGCAAAACGAGGCGGUGGCAUCCAGCUGCAAUACGGAGGAUGGGACCAAAAACUGGCGAAGCACAAUCAAACCUCAGGGGGAAAGCUACAAGGAGCUGUCAACGAACUUGGCCUGAGCUUGGGAUGGAUGAACGGACCCGACCCACCCACUCACGGAGCUAAUGGCGACAUGGGUUCCAUCCGUGACCAGCUCUUCUCCGGAACUUACGGGCUGGGAACACCAGUUAAGGUCGGACCCUGGUGA